CUCCCGUUGGAGCUGGGAUUUGGGCGGGCUGGGCAGCUGAGGGAGCGCAGCAGAAUCCCCUCACGCAGCCGGACGCCAAAGCAAGGGCAGGCGACUGGGAGCUCCCAAGAGGGGAGCGGGACCAAUAAAAGCCCCUGCAGCCCCUUCAGAAGCAGAGAGCCCUCUCUCUGCUCUCCUCAGCAACGGGCCUGGACGGCCAAGGCUGCGCCUUCCUUUUCGCGCCCUGCUGGUCGGUCGUUCCUAUCUUCCUCCCUCGCCACCCGCUUCAGCCUGGCGCAGGAGCGGCGCCUUCCCCGUCCCUUCCACCGUCCUCCAAGCCAGCGAGAAUGCUGGCUGAAGGCAGGGAAGGCUCUUUCGUCCUCCUCCGCCCCGCUCCUUUUUCUUGCACACUCCACCCAGAAAGGAGCUAGGGAAAAUAACGACGAGGAGGUGCUUCUUCCCCGCUCUCUCCUUCCUUCCCUGCCUGCCUCCCUCGGCUGCUCCCGCUGCUCCUUUUUCUGCUGCCUGCUGAAAACUGCAGGCAUCUCCUCAUUGCUCAGUGUCAUGGGCGAGUGAGGAAGAUGAUCUCUCUUUUUUGGUCUUGAGGGACAUUUUUUUUUAAGUGGGCAGGAGGGAAUCACCUAUUCUGCAUCUUGAGGGGUCGUAGUGGGACGGUCCUCUGAUGAUUCUCGGCCAUGGGGAAGGACCAGGAACUGCUGGAAGCCGCUCGCACUGGGAAUGUGGCUUUGGUGGAGAAACUCUUGGCUGGCAGGAAAGGAGGGCUCCUGGGCAGUGGAUCUGGACCUAUUCCGUUAUCCAACUUGCUGAGCAUCUGGCGUGGACCAAAUAUAAACUGCACGGAUAGUUCGGGGUACACUGCUUUACAUCAUGCAGCUUUGAAUGGUCACAAGGAUGUAGUUAUCAAGUUACUUCAAUAUGAAGCAUCCACCAAUGUGGCAGAUAAUAAAGGGUAUUUUCCUAUACACUUGGCUGCCUGGAAAGGAGAUGUGGAGAUUGUGAAGAUUCUAAUCCACCAUGGGCCAUCACAUUCCAGAGUGAAUGAACAGAACAAUGAAAAUGAAACAGCUUUACAUUGUGCAGCCCAGUAUGGACACUCUGAAGUGGUAGCUGUUUUGCUUGAAGAACUUUCUGAUCCAACAAUAAGAAACAACAAAUUAGAGACACCAUUGGAUUUGGCAGCUUUAUAUGGCCGUCUGCGAGUAGUGAAGAUGAUAAUCAAUGCAUAUCCAAACUUGAUGAGCUGUAAUACGAGAAAACAUACUCCUUUGCACCUUGCAGCUCGUAAUGGUCACAAAGCUGUUGUACAGGUUCUACUAGAAGCUGGAAUGGAUGUCAGCUGCCAAACGGAAAAGGGGAGUGCAUUACAUGAAGCAGCUUUAUUUGGAAAAGUGGAUGUGGUACGCAUUCUGCUUGACACAGGAAUUGAUGCCAACAUAAAGGACAGUUUAGGCAGAACUGUUUUAGACGUUCUUAAAGAACAUCCAUCACAACAAUCACUCCAAAUUGCUGCACUACUUCAAGAGUAUAUGGAAACAGGAAAUGCAACAGUUCCAGAAGAACCCAUACAGGAAUGUCCAGUGACAGAUCACCAGUCUUGUGUUUUGUCUCCAGAGGUUUCUCCUACACAAACAACAAAAAGUGAAGCUGUGACUGGAGAGUUAUCAAAGCUCUUAGAUGAAAUCAAAUUGUGCCAAGAAAAGGAUUAUUCUUUGGAAGAGUUAUGCCAGACAGUUUCAGACCACUACUCGGAUAAUGCUAACAAAGUGUCAGAAGAACCAGUGAUGAAUGGAUGCCAAACCAAAUCUAAUGUAGGACCAUCUUCAACAAAUGUAUCACCAGGAGCAGAAGAAGAAGAAGAUGGAGGUGAAAAUACCUGUGGACCUACUGGUUUGUGGGAGGCACUCACACCCUGUAAUGGAUGCAGGAAUCUUGGAUUCCCCAGCCUCACUCAGGAAUCAUUUCCAAAGAAGAGGAGUUAUACACUGGAAGCAGUGCCAUCUGCCUCUUCUGAGGCAUUUCCUGUAGAAAAUGAGAAUGAUCUCUGUGAUUUUCUGGAUACAACAGUUACAAAGAAACCGUGUUCUUUAGAAAUAACAAGAGGACAUUCCUCAAAGACAGAUAAUGCACCUCAAGUAGCAAUUAUUGCACCAGGUACCAGUAACCAUAGAAACAGUUCAACAGGCCCAACACCUGACUGCUCUCCUCCAUCACCAGAUACUGCACUGAAAAAUAUAGUGAAAGUUAUACGACCUCAGCCAAAGCAACGUACAUCAAUAGUAGCGGCUUUUGAAUUUCACCGAUUAAACCACAGCCAUGAUUAUUUUGAAAUCAACUCAUCCAUAGGCUAUGCAAGCUUUACUUCCAGCCCUCCAAUCAGUCCAGCUAACUAUUCAAUUGGAUCAGUUGAGGGCAGCAUUGAAGACAAUGAUAUUACAGAAACACAACAAACAUCUAUUGAAAGUGAGCAUCUUGAGGCACAUCCUUCUGAGCAGUUUGCUGGUCUACUUCAUGGAUCAUCACCUGCUUGUGACCCACCUGAAAAUCCAUUUCAGCUGUAUAGAAAAGCAAGUCCUGCUGAUGAAUUAUCCCAUGAAACUGGUGUGAACAGGAGUUUUUUGCAGGCAACCCCGCUACAGCAAGAAAACAAUACUGAUUCUCCAGUUAAAAAGAAAAAGCCACCAAUUUUAAACAGAACUGUAUUUUUAUCUAAAGGCAAUGUAGGAGAAACUAACACACUAGCUGGCAUUACAAGAACUGGAGACCAGUGGGUUGCUAACGCUGCAGGGUUUGUAGAACGUGCUUGCACACUUGGGAGAAUACGGUCUUUGCCAAAGACUCUCCUUGAUAUGCAUUUAUCCAAAUACGUUUCAAAAUCGGACUCUAAUCUCAUUUCCUACCCACCAACUGAGCAAAAGGGAAGAAGAAACUGGAGUGAAUCUACAGCAGAUCCUGGUAGUUCUAGAGCAAAUUCUGAAAGAACACCAUCAUUUACUUCUGAAUGGGAAGAAAUUGAUAAAAUAAUGAGUUCCAUAGAUGUUGGUAUAACCACUGGACUAGGAGAGAUCAAUAAUGGAAUUUCAAUUCCUAGAUGCCCUGGCCAGACUGUGGGACAAUGGUUGGAAAGUAUUGGGCUACCUCAGUAUGAGAACCACUUGCUGGCUAAUGGAUUUGACAAUGUGCAAUUUAUGGGAAGCAAUGUUAUGGAGGAUCAGGAUCUCUUGGAAAUUGGAAUUCUUAAUUCUGGCCACAGACAAAGAAUUCUACAGGCAAUUCAGCUUCUUCCAAAGAUGAAACAGAUAGGCAAUGAUGGCUACAAUCCCACCUCUGUGGCAGAAUGGCUAGAUUAUCUGGAACUGGGAGAUUAUAUCAAACCAUUUCUCAUAAAUGGCUAUACAUCGAUGGACCUUGUGAAAAAAAUCUGGGAUAUUGAGCUAAUCAAUGUAUUAAAAAUAAGUCUGCUUGGCCAUCGAAAACGCAUAUUGGCAUCUCUGGGAGAUAGACUUCACGAAGAUCCACCUCAGAAACCACCACGAUCUAUAACCCUCAGGGAACCCAGUGGUAAUCACACUCCUCCUCAGUUGUCUCCCUCACUCAGCCAAAGCACUUAUACUACUGGUGGCUCAUUGGACGUACCACACAUUAUCAUGCAGGGUGAUGCAAGGAGAAGAAGAAAUGACAGCUAUUUUGAUGAUAUUCCCCGGUCAAAACUGGAAAGACAGAUGGCACAGUCUUCUGUCUGUGAGAUUUGGACCAGCCAGAAUGCAGGAUAUCCUUACACAGCAGUUCAUCAGGUUCAUAAUACUGGAGACUGGGGCGAACCAUCAAUUACUUUACGACCUCCUAAUGAAGCGACAGCAUCAACACCAGUACAAUACUGGCAGCAUCAUCCAGAGAAACUCAUCUUCCAGUCAUGUGAUUACAAAGCAUUUUAUUUAGGUUCCAUGCUGGUAAAAGAGCUAAGAGGUACAGAAUCGACGCAGGAUGCUUGUGCAAAAAUGAGGAAGUCAACAGAACAAAUGAAGAAGGUCCCUACCAUUGUUUUAUCAGUCUCUUAUAAGGGAGUAAAGUUUAUUGAUGCAACAAAUAAGAAUAUUAUUGCUGAACAUGAGAUUCGUAACAUUUCCUGUGCUGCACAAGACCCUGAAGACCUCUCUACCUUUGCUUACAUCACAAAAGACUUGAAGACAAAUCACCAUUACUGCCAUGUGUUCACAGCCUUUGAUGUGAAUUUAGCCUAUGAAAUAAUUCUCACAUUGGGACAGGCAUUUGAGGUAGCCUACCAGUUAGCACUUCAAGCACGAAAAGGAGGCCAUUCUUCAACUCUUCCUGAAAGCUUUGAUAAUAAACCUACAAAACCAAUUCCCAAACCACGUGUUAGCAUUCGAAAAUCUGUGCAGAUAGAUCCCACUGAACAAAAGACUCUUGCCAACCUACCAUGGAUUGUAGAACCAGGACAAGAAGCUAAAAGAGGAAUUAAUACCAAGUAUGAAACCACAAUUUUCUGAUAGUGAAUUGUCCUCUAUUUCUUGUUGUGCCUUGCACUCAAAGCAGUCAUAGCACAGCCUUUCCUUGACGGCAACUCUUCAGUCUAGUAGAGGGGAAGACUGCACUAUAUGAGUGGCCUUGAAAUUAGCAAAAACAUAACAAUGAGGAAAAAAAGGCUGCUGGUCAUUUCUGGUGAUUGUUCCUCCUUGCCGCAUUGACAGAAGAAUGACAUGGGAUGAAGACUUUCCAAUUACAGCCCACAAGAGGAGUGGGAGAUUGUUUUCACGCACGCACUUCUCUUUGGACUUUGCCACAGUGCUUUCUUUGAUUUCAUAUUCUAACAUUCUAAUUUUACAAAGGUGUCUACCAUUAAUGCUGCUUAGUAAUACAACAUUCUGUUGUGUGUUGUUUUUUAAUUUAAAACAUGGCAGUUUUUACAAUUUGAAACAAACCCAGAUUAUUUAAUAUGCUAGUUCAGAACUUUUACAAAGUCAUGGGAGUCAUAUAUAAAUUAAUCCUACUGUUCUAAUAUAUUUUAAAACAUUCAAAAUGUAUUAGCAUCCCUGAUAUGUUAUCUGCUGGUUUUAUAUAAUCUUCAUACCAUUUAAUCCUGUAGAGGAAUGAGGUUCUGUAUAGCUGUGUGUCAAAGAAUCAAGAGUUUUAUGAAUGGUUUACAAAAGAGAAAAUAAUAAUAAUGCAUGAAAAUGCACCUUGCAUUAAUUAUUUUUGUGGGAUAGAGGAAAACUAUAAGUAUGAAUAUUUAUGAUAAAGAAAGUCAUUAACUAUUAAUAGAGUUUGGGUUUAUUUUAAAAUAAAAUAAACUGCUGCUGUACUAUUUGCAACAGAAGUAAGAAGAGGUAGCAUCAGUAUACUAGAUGGAUGAUUCACAGAAGCUGCCCAGUGAUUGCACUACUGGUACACGCAACUGUACAAUUUUUUUCAAGAUGAUAGCCAUGAGUUUCAGUUUUUAAAAAUCUGAAAGAUGGUUUUAAUCACAAACAAGAAUUUUAUCAAAUUUUAUGUCUGAGAAAGUUGGUUUUAAUGAAAAAAAAUUCAAUUCAAAAUGUUUUUCCUAAAUAAAAGUUACAAAUUCCAAAGUAAUAAAUUAUUUCCAUAAAUCCUGUUGAACAUUAGCUUGACAUUUGAAUUAAUAAAAUGUCCUUACUUUUCCUUUGAAGUAUUUUAAUUUUUUAAUGUCUUUGUGGAAUAUUUGUAUAAUAACAUUCUGUAUAUUUCAGUGGAACUGAAUGAAUUAUGAAGUAAAACUAUCACUCAUAGGCGAAAAAUGGCAUUUAAUGUAUAUUCUAUCAAGUCAAAUUGUGAGUCAUUUUGAACAUCAUUAUAGAGAUAUUGAUGAGUAGUGUGGUUGACUUAAUGUUUUUUAUUAUUCUUUCAUAUUUAACUGAAAGGAUUCAGUUACUCUUAACUGAAUUUUUAACAAAAUUGAUAAUGGAACUUGAUUUAAAAUUGAAAAUUGUAUAUGGUUUAGUUGAACCUAAUCAUAGCGCUGAAUGACAAAAAAAACCCUUUUAAUACAGUAUUCAAUUUACUUGAAACAAUCAGCUCCUUGUAUAUAUUUUGCCUAUUCAUUGUUCAUAUGUAUGUAAGUAGGCUGACAGUGAACACUGACAAAUAUAGUACCAAAAGGAACACUGUAUAGGAGAAAAGUAAAUAGUAGCCUCACUGCAACAAAUACUUCUAUGUAAAUAUGCUUGGGCUUCCAGUAAUAAAUUUUGUAAUUUUUGUCAUUAUUUAUAUCCUAUGAAAGCACACAAAAUAAAUUGGAAGUUGUACAGUUAA
Messenger RNA from Pogona vitticeps (central bearded dragon), 6285 nucleotides. RefSeq names its product ankyrin repeat and sterile alpha motif domain containing 1B (gene ANKS1B). NCBI's taxonomy places the organism in Eukaryota, Metazoa, Chordata, Lepidosauria, Squamata, Agamidae. Gene Ontology annotation, biological process: ephrin receptor signaling pathway. Gene Ontology annotation, molecular function: ephrin receptor binding. The record is from RefSeq and is a predicted model, not a curated record. Gene Ontology annotation, cellular component: cytosol.